CGGGCUAAGUGGUGCGUUUCUGAAAUGAAACGAGCUGAUACUUGUUAGAAACACGUUGAAAUGAUUUGGGGAGAAAUGUUGAUUUCAGAUACCACGUCAAUUGGAGGGGGCGUCCAGCAGGGGGCGGUAGGAGCUGCUUUAUUUCAGCCCAGAAGAAGAAAACAAAUGAAAACAAUAUGGCAGCCUCCUCAGGACACGUUGAAACAGCGUCCGCGGGUCCAGAUUCUCAAGAGUCGCACAAAUCCGGAGCUCCAGAAACCACCAGAGACCCACAAGCCUCCGACUCAGACCUGGCAGAUACAGAACCACAACCGGAUCCCGAUGAGGACGACGACGAGGUUGGAGGGGAGCCACCCGGACCGAAGAUCCGAGAAACCCCGGGUGACAUCCGACUGGAGGCGUCCGCCAACACGGUGGCGCUUCAUCCGAGCCGGGACAUCCUGGUGUGCGGGGAUGUGGACGGGGACGUGUACGCCUUCUCCUACUCGUGUACGGAGGGGGACAACCGGGAGCUGUGGUCGUCCGGACACCACCUGAAGUCCUGCCGCCAGGUGCGCUUCUCCGCGGACGGGCUGAAGCUGUUCAGCGUGUCUCGGGACAAAGCCAUCCACCUGCUGGACGUGGAGCGGGGACAGCUGGUCACCAGGAUCCGAGGGGCGCACGAGAGUCCCAUCAACAGCCUGCUGCUGGUGGACGAAAACAUCCUGGCGACCGGAGACGACGGCGGAACCCUGAAGGUGUGGGAUAUGAGGAGGGGGGAGGCCAUCAUGGAUCUGAAACACCACGAGGAUUACAUCAGCGAUAUCACUGUGGACCAGGCCAAGAGGAUCCUACUCACCACCAGUGGUGAUGGGACCAUGGGUGUCUUCAACAUCAAGAGGCGGCGGUUUGAGCUGCUGUCUGAGUAUCAGAGCGGUGAUCUGACCUCCGUGGCUCUGAUGAAGCGGGGCAGGAAGGUGGUUUGUGGCUCCAGUGAGGGGACCAUUUAUAUCUUCAACUGGAACGGCUUCGGAGCCACCAGUGACCGCUUCGCCAUCAAAGCCGAGUCGGUGGAUUGCAUCGUCCCCAUCACUGACAACAUCAUGUGCACUGCUUCCAUGGACGGGUACAUUCGAGCCAUCAACCUCCUUCCUAACCGGGUCAUCGGCUGCAUCGGGCAGCACGUCAGUGAACCCAUCGAAGAGCUCGCCAAGUCCUGGGACUCCCGUUUCCUGGUCAGCUGUGCACAUGACCAGCUCAUCAAGUUCUGGGACAUUUCCAGUUUAUACAGCAUGACUGUCAACGAGUAUCGCAAGAGGAAGAAGAAAGACGGCCGAAUGAAGUCUCUUACCAAGAAAGCCCUCGGAGACAAUGACUUCUUCUCAGGACUUGUAGAGGAAACGGAGAAAAAGGAGGAAAAAGAGGAGGAGGAAGAGGAUGACAGUGACAGUGGCAGUGAUUAAAAAGCUGUUUAACUUUGGACACUUUAGUUCUAAAUAUGUGCAAAGACAUCUGCUGUCUGGCCGAGGCUUUAUGCAAAGUGCCUUAUGCUGUCUGGAGUAGAAAUGUUAUUAAAGGUGGCACUAUGGCAAACAUUAGCAGGUGCUGGACCUCUGAGCUUGGAAGUUACUGUAGAUAAUGGCCUUGAAACUAAUGGAAAUAUGAGGUUAAAACACAAAUGUGGGGCAUGAUCAAAGAAUGUCCCAGAAGAGUACUUUUUCCUUAAAAAAGAUGUCUCCAGAGGGUCUUGAUGAACAAAAUGUAAAAACAAAUGAGACACUAAAAUGCUGGGAAACAACUAUUAUAGUGGAAGGACUGGCUAUGGAACCUCAGUGCUUUCUGACAAAGCUUCUGACAACUUUAAGUACUGCAAACUGCAAUAGAAGGUGUGGUCACAUUUACCUUUGACAGUUCAUAAGUGAAAUCCACAUUUUGCCAAGUAUUGGUUCUCUUGACCAUGUUUGAGAAAUGUGACUACUUUCAAAAAUAAAUUUACCACAGAAAGUUUCUCAAAUAAAAAAAAAAAUCUUGCUUUUAUAUCAGUACCAACACUCGAAC
Molecule: messenger RNA, 2037 nt
Organism: Monopterus albus (swamp eel)
Lineage: Eukaryota; Metazoa; Chordata; Actinopteri; Synbranchiformes; Synbranchidae
Gene: wdr55
Product: WD repeat domain 55
Exons: 4
Coding region: 177-1442 (421 amino acids)
Molecular function (GO): protein binding
Source: RefSeq, a predicted model, not a curated record